AUGGAGCAGUGGUGGCCAGACAGCUUCCCAGCUGUGCUGGCUGUGCUGACGAGUGGUCCCCAAAGCAACCAGGCCAGCAGGAAGACUAAGAAGAAGGAAGGGGGGGGCCUACGGGCCCAGAGGGCAUCAUCCAACGUCUUCUCCAACUUUGAGCAGACCCAGAUCCAGGAGUUCAAGGAGGCAUUCACACUAAUGGAUCAGAACCGAGAUGGCUUCAUUGACAAGGAGGACCUGAAGGACACCUAUGCCUCACUGGGCAAAACCAACAUCAAGGAUGAUGAGCUGGACGCCAUGCUCAAGGAGGCCUCAGGGCCCAUCAACUUCACCAUGUUCCUGAACAUGUUUGGGGCGAAGCUGACAGGUACGGAUGCUGAGGAGACCAUCCUAAAUGCCUUCAAGAUGCUGGAUCCCGAUGGCAAAGGCAGCAUCAACAAGGACUACAUCAGGCGGCUGUUGAUGUCCCAGGCAGACAAAAUGACUGCUGAAGAGGUUAACCAGAUGUUCCAGUUUGCCACCAUUGAUGCUGCAGGCAACCUGGACUAUAAGGCACUGAGCUACGUGCUCACCCACGGGGAGGAGAAGGAAGAGUGAGGGGCAUCUCCCCCAUCCC
Molecule: messenger RNA, 610 nt
Organism: Ailuropoda melanoleuca (giant panda)
Lineage: Eukaryota; Metazoa; Chordata; Mammalia; Carnivora; Ursidae
Gene: MYL5
Product: myosin light chain 5
Exons: 7
Coding region: 1-591 (196 amino acids)
Molecular function (GO): calcium ion binding
Source: RefSeq, a predicted model, not a curated record